Molecule: messenger RNA, 2946 nt
Organism: Meloidogyne enterolobii
Lineage: Eukaryota; Metazoa; Nematoda; Chromadorea; Rhabditida; Meloidogynidae
Source: the annotation of a GenBank genome assembly
UUUCUCGGCAUUUCUCUUUCUGCGAAUUUUUCACUUUCAUUUUUUCAGUUAAAUUAAUUUUAACGUUUAAUUUUGUUAUUCUAUGUUAUUUUUAUUCUAUUUUUACUUUUCAGAUUCUUUAACGCUUACAACCUCGUCUACUUAAAGUUUUUUCUGAUGUGGGUCGGAUGUAUUACACUCGAUUUUCUUAUUGGUUUUCGUUUUGAAUUGCUCUGGCCACUUUGGCUCUUGGUUCGCCAUCUUUAUGAAUCCUUUCGUAUUCACGCCUUUUCCUCUUCUCUUCAGUACUCAGCUUUUUCCGUGUUCUUUGUUUGCGUCACUGCUACUUCAGAUCUCGUCUGCUAUUUAUUUAUCCCAAUACAAGUGUUGAUUUUUCUUGCUAGCACCUAUGUUUGGGUCCAAUUUGUUUACCAAGCAUCUGAUAGAGGCAUUUGUUUGCCUUCAAUAUUUCUUUGGGCUCUCUUCAUAAUAUUUGAAUACUCCGUUAGAUACCGGUUCGACAACGCAACAUGGUAUUUAACAAGAACAUCUUGGGUGACUGCUGGACUCUUUCCUUCAACAGCAGAUAGCGUUUCUGUAGGAUCACCUUCAUCAGCAUCAUCUACUUCAUCACCUCGCCUCGAACUUUAUAGACCGUUUGCGGCACAUUGUAUUGGUUUUCCUGUUGUUACAUUAGGAUUCCGAGUCAAGUCAUUUUUUAGUAAUUGGAGAAUGAGAAUUAGACGUGAAGAGGUACGUAGACAGAAUGAGUUCUACGAAAGAAUUUUGUCAGACGCUCUGCCUGCUUCCUUUGAAAAUCGGAAGCAUUUUAUUUCUUCAAGGAGCCAUUUCUCCAUGGAACAACAUGAAAUUUUUGAUCUUGAUUCGAAUGGUGGAUUUGCUACAACUGAAUUUUUGAAUGGAUUGGAUGGUCCACAGUCAACACUCCCCCGUUUAUCUUCAAAUUCGUCAACUCAAUUUGCUGCAAUUUGUGCAGCACCGUUAAAUACUUCAACAUCGGGCAUUACCUCAUCAUUAUCUUCGAUACCCCAGAACACUUCAAUUGGAGCAUCUAACACAAUUAUGACUAAUUUACCAAAGAAACGGCAGUCCAAACAAACAAAGCAACAAAAUGGAACUUUAAAAAGAGGUGGCGUUACUAAUACAACGAUAGUAAAGUCAUGGCGUGGUGCUGAUAGUGCUAUAAUGAAUGGUAGUGGUAGUAUAACUAAUAAAGGUUUGUUCUUAUUAAUUGGAUAUUUAGGAUAUAUUUUUGGUCAUUUCUUUGUCUUCUUGCUUCGAAAAUUAUUCAUCAAUGCUUUUCGACUUUGUUGCCUUUUUGUGCUAUCUACAAUUGGAUAUAUCUUUAGCAGUCUAACGCCUUCUAUGCAACAAACGCUUGAAAGAUUAAUGUCUAAAUUGAAAGGAAAUUCAAAUUCUGUUGGCGGACAAGAUGAUAUUAUUUCAUCUAGCGGUGAUGGCUCAAAUAUUGCUGAAGAGGAUGAUUGGGAAAGAGAUUCUAAUCAUUAUCAAACAAUUAAUUUAGAUUCUUCAAAUGUAAAUUUAAUUCAAAGUGGAAAACGGCGAGCUCGAAGACCAAGAGGUCUUUCUACUCUUUCCUCUAAUUCUACAACAACAAAUGAACAACAACAAAGUUCUUCUUCGGCAAAAACUCCAACAACUUCAUCUUGUUCAAUUUCUUACGCAAAUGGUGAUUUGGCUCUCACACCGAAUGCUGGAAGCAGUGGAAUUUCUUUUUUGAUUGGAAAUGAUUUAUCUCUAACAGAAAAUGGGGAGCAAAUACGUGAUAAUGCAAUGAAAAUGAGUGAAUUGAAACAUUUAUUGAAACAAAAACAAAUGUUGGAGCAAUCAAUGGAGAAACUUCGAAAUGAGCUUAAAAUAUCUCGUCAUGGUGAGAAUGAUUUACGUUCGCAACUUGCUUCUGCACAACAACAAGAACAAACCACUCGAUGUGAAUGGCGUCAAUACGAGAGAGAACAGAAACAAAAAUUAGAACAAUUGGAACAAAAAGGCCGUCAAUUAAACAAACAAAAUGAACAUUUCAAAACAAACAUUCAAGCUUUGGAAAAACGUGUUGGUGAAUUACAAUUGAAGAAAAUAGAAAUAGAGAGAGAAUUAGCAAAUGAGCGACUUGCAAAACAACAACAGUUAAAUGCUGCUGUGGAUAAUUCUAAUCGUCACGAAAAUGGUGAACUACAAAAACAAAAAUUAAUCAAUAUGGACAAAGAAUUGAAGCAUUUGAAACGAGAAUUUAAAAAUAAAGAAGAAUUUUGUUCAAAACUUGAAGAGGAAAUGCGCCGAUUAUCUGCAGCUAGAAAUGACGAGAGCAAACAAAUUGAAACACUUCGUCAAAAGAAUUUCUUGUUAGAACAAACACUAUCAGCUGAGAAUAGAUUAAAACAAGAUUUAUUCCGUGCAUUAAAUGAUUCAAAAGCUGAAAUUGCUUCAAUGAAAGCCCAACUCCGGGCAAAACACACAAAAGAUCAAGCUGAUAUGAUGAACGCAUUUACCUCUACUCCAAGCGAAAAUUCUAUUUUCCAAAAUGGAUUCGUCACAAAAAGUUGCGGAGAUAAGGAAAAUAGUACUUCAUUGUCGACUGGUUCUUCACCAAUUCAACAUCAACAAAAUUUUUCAUCGCAAAAUACACAAAAAUCAUUAACUCCGCCACCUUUGUCAGUCGCUAGUUCAACAUUAAAUUUGGAACAAUUAUUACAAGCAACGCAAAAUAUGUCCUAUUCUCUCGGCCCUAUUGUAAAUUCGAAUGGAAUAACAAGUUGCUGCUCUGGUACACAAAAUGGCCCAAUUUGUACAACAUCUUCGCCAUAUAUAAAUUCUGAAGCAUCUGAAAUGUUAGCAGUUGGUGGUCAUCGAGGUGGUUCAACAAGUAGUGGCAGCAACACAAAUACUGCCAGUAACAACAACAGAAAUUGCGGAAACGGGCAAUAA